AUGUUGUCACGCUUCUCUCUGUUCUCAGUGGUGACGGGAUGCACGGACGGGAUCGGGCUCAGCUACGCGAAGGAGCUGGCCCGACGCGGAAUGAAAAUCGUUUUGAUCAGCAGGAAUCCCAAGAAGCUUGAAGCUGUCGCUGUGGAUUUGAGUAAGAUUUUCAUCCACCUCAUCUUCGCUGCCUCACAUUUCACCCUAUUGUUCAACUCGCAAAUCGAGCUACGUCCCAAGCUCUUGAAUUCCCAAUCAGAGGAGCAAUUCGAUACGGAGACCCUCAUGAUUCCGGCCGACUUCACGGAGCUGGACAUCUACGAUGGGAUAAAGGAGAAAGUGGCUGGCCGGGACAUCGGUGUCCUGGUGAACAACGUGGGGAUGGCGAGCGACCCCCAGCCCUUCCUAGAUGUCCCGGAGGGCGAGAAGACGUUCCAGGACAUGCUCCUGGUCAACAAUAUGUCCAUGGUUCGAAUGACCCACAUGAUCCUUCCUGGGAUGGUGAAGAAGGGAAAGGGGGUCGUUAUCAAUGUCUCCUCUGUUGCUGGCAUCUCCCCGGUUCCUUUCAUGACAACCUACUCGGCAACAAAGGUAUUUUAA
This is a messenger RNA of Darwinula stevensoni, 591 nucleotides long. The record is from the annotation of a GenBank genome assembly. NCBI's taxonomy places the organism in Eukaryota, Metazoa, Arthropoda, Ostracoda, Podocopida, Darwinulidae.